This is a messenger RNA of Vicia villosa (hairy vetch), 513 nucleotides long. RefSeq lists its product as uncharacterized. The record is from RefSeq and is a predicted model, not a curated record. The coding region runs from base 1 to 513 and encodes 170 amino acids. NCBI's taxonomy places the organism in Eukaryota, Viridiplantae, Streptophyta, Magnoliopsida, Fabales, Fabaceae. The transcript has a single exon.
AUGUCCGAAGAGGAUAGGGUGGAGUGGACUAUUGUUCUGGAGGAUGCCUUUUCGGUGUCUUCUUGUUAUGCUAGUUUUCGGUACCCUCUUGGACCACAAAAUAGGAACGACGAAGUUUUGGGUUUGGUGUGGAAAAUGAAAGUUUCUUUCAAGAUAAAGGCGUUUGGUUGGAGAGUUUUUGUUUAUAGACUUCCAACAAAGGACCUUUUGAUGUAUAGAGGUAUUGUCUUUCCUUUAGAUUCUUUAAAGUGUGUUUUAUGUGGUAUACAAAAUGAAAAUAGGGAUCAUUCUUUUCUCAAGUGUAAUGGGGUGAAGGUUAUUUGGAGGAAAAUAGCUAGUUGGAUUGGUAAGCCGAAAGGGACAAAGGAAGAUUGUCUAGCUAAUUUUAUAGAUCGAUAUUUAUUUUGUAAAAAAAAGAAGGUCAAAGUGGAUAAAUUAGGAGUUGUGUGGGUUGCAACUUCUUGGAUUAUUUGGUUAUUGAGGGAUGAGAUGUGUUUCCGAAAUGAUAUCUAG